UACUUUAGGACCGCGCGGACACCAUCGCGACUUCUAUUUCUGUGACGUCAGAGCAGUCUGCUGCCGUUAACAGCAGGUCAAGAAAGAUGGCGGCGGAGGAGAGCAGGUUGAAGCAGCAGCGGAAUCACACGAACAGCAUCUUCAAACAAGGUGGCCACGGGUUUAAAUCGGACACAUCCCCGAUGAGGCGUGAGGAGGAGGACGAAGACGACCUGCUGGAGGAGGAAGAGGUGGGCGUGGCCAGGCCGGUGCAGAUCGUGGUGGCGGAUGAGGAGGAGCACUCGUUCUCGCUGCACGAGGAGGCGCUGGAGCGGCUGCUGCUGCAGGAGGAGGUGCAGGACCUCCACGUAGUCGUCGUCUCCGUGGCCGGAGCUUUCCGCAAGGGCAAGUCCUUCCUGCUGGACUUCAUGCUGCGCUUCAUGUACAAACAGUCGGGUUCAUGGGUCGGCAGCGAGGAGGAGCCUCUGACCGGUUUCACCUGGCGAGGCGGCUGUGAGAGGGAGACCACGGGCAUCCUGGCCUGGAGCGAGGUGUUCGUGGUGGAGAAACCAGACGGCUGCAAGGUUGCAGUUCUACUAAUUGACACACAGGGGGCGUUUGACAGCCAGUCUACCAUCAAAGACUGUGCCACGCUGUUCGCCCUGAGCACCAUGACCAGCUCUGUUCAGGUGUACAACUUGUCCCAGAAUGUCCAAGAAGAUGACCUCCAGCACCUCCAGCUCUUCACUGAGUACGGACGACUGGCCAUGGAGGAAGUCUAUGAGAAACCCUUUCAGAGUCUGAUGUUCCUGAUCAGAGACUGGAGUUACCCCUACGAACAUCCGUACGGUCUGGAGGGAGGACAGAGCUUCCUGGAGAAGCGACUGCAGGUGAAGCAGAACCAACAUGAGGAGCUGCAGAACGUCAGGAAACACAUCCACUCCUGCUUCUCCAACAUCGGCUGCUUCCUGCUGCCUCACCCUGGCCUCAAGGUGGCCACCAACCCGCACUUUGACGGACGGCUCAGAGAUAUCGAUGAGGAGUUUAAGAAGGAGCUGGUGAACCUCGUCCCGACGCUGCUCUCUCCAGAAAACCUGGUGGAAAAAGAGAUCGGAGGAGUCAAAAUCACCUGCAGAGACCUGCUGCACUACUUCAAAGCUUACAUGAAGAUCUACCAGGGAGAAGAGCUUCCUCACCCCAAGUCAAUGCUGCAGGCAACAGCUGAAGCUAAUAACCUUGCAGCUGUAGCAGGAGCCAAAGACUUGUACCACAAAAGCAUGGAGCAGGUCUGCGGCGGAGACAAACCCUACAUUUCCCCGGUAGAGCUGGAGCGCCGUCACGGGGAGCUGCGGCAGGCGUCGGUGCGACACUUUCGCUCCGUUAAGAAGAUGGGCGGAGAGGAUUUCUGCCGGCGCUACCAGGAGCAGCUGGAGGCGGAGCUCGACGAGACCUACGCCAACUUCAGCAAGCACAACGAAGGCAAGAACAUCUUCUACGCUGCACGGACGCCCGCCACGCUGUUCGCCGUCAUGUUCGUCAUGUACGUGGUGUCGCUGGUCACGGGCUUCGUGGGUAUCAACUCUGUAGCCACGCUGUGUAACCUGGUGAUGGGCGUGGCUCUGACGGCACUCUGCAUCUGGGGUUAUGCCAAAUACUCUGGAGAGUUCCGCGAGGUCGGAGGAGUCAUCGACCAGGUGGCUGAAACCCUCUGGGAACAGAGGACUCCACGAAAGAUUUUCUCCAAACUCUUCGAAGUGGCUCGGAGUCGAGUCCCGUUGGCAAGCCUGAUCCCGGCGCCGCGACCCCGGCUUGCCUCAAACAACAAUGUCAAGAAGAAAAACUAGCAGCACGCCAUCUCGUUCCCAUCACGUUUAUUCCCCCUCUCCCUCCCUCACUCUCUGCUCGGUUUUGAAACAACGUUUUUUAGGACGGUUUGAGACGUGUAAAUGAGUUUUUGUUCUCUGACUGUAGAUGGAGGUUCCUCGCCGUGCUGGCUGUAGGUUUAAGGACUCGCUGUAGAUCCGGAGGAAGCAGUGUGAUGUAUUUUAUUAUUUGUCAGUGGGCGGGGUUAAGGUAUUUAUUGGUGGGAGGGGCCAUUAUACUAUCACCGAGUGUCAUCCAAGGUGCGUGUUCGCCUGUCGGACGACGACUCAACAUUAAUGAUUCCCAUUUAUGUGAAUGUAUGAAUGAAGAGCAUGACCACAGACCCUCCUCAUGGUUCCCCCUCCUCUCCUCCCUCCGGUCGUCUCCGUCAGGUUGGUUUCUGUCGCUGGGCGGCGUCACGAGGAGGAGUCACAACCAAAGUUUACAGCUUUACUCAUAGGAGGCUCUCAGACUGAGCGGACUGACAAACAGGCAGGAAACUGCAGCUGACGCAACGUUUUUAGGACUUCAACAACGGUUCGGUUUCAGGGAAAUGUUACAGUUUUGCUUACUUCUAACCCAGAAUCACAAACUCAUGGAUGUGUUAAACAGUUAGACUGGUCCAGUCAGCAAACAGGCCUCCAGCUGUGAGGAUGUCAAAAACUCUGCAAACUUGAAUGCUUGUUGAAAUGACAACAAAUCUGUCAGGAGAUCAUUGAGCUUGGAGAUUCAUUCUCGACCACAUAUCUGUGGUAAAUAUUCACUUGGCUCUUCCUGGAGCUUUCAACAAUAUCCCACAGUCUUCUUCAGUGAAUUGAACUUGCUGUCAUCAUGUAACCUCAGUACAGGACUCGUGGGUCAUGUGGGAUACGGUCGAAAGCUCACAGAGUAAAUGUCAGCUUAGCAUUACUCGUUUUUCAUCGGUGGUGUUCUCAUACUUGGUGGUUUUAAUGUCAUUUUUUACAGCGCUGUGGGAGCAGAUAACAGGAUCAGAUGUUCAGUGUGAUUUCAUGUUUUAUAUUUUAAAUACCGACAAUAUAAAUACAGAAAUGACAGCGUGUCGUUAAAUCAGAGUUGAACGGUGUUGGUAGUCGUUUCGAGCUCUUGUGAGUUUGCUAAAAUAUUCUUAAUUUUUUUAAAACCCACAUCAUAUAUAUAUAAACUAUUUUCACUCUGCAUCUUCAGAAACAUUAGUAAACAAAACUAUGUGACACUAAUCGUGAUUCCAACUUGCAUGUGGCUAACAAACCACAGCAGCACCAUCAUUUGAUUUUGAAUCUACUAAUUUAUAAUCAGUACCGGUAUACAGGCUUCAGAUGCUUCUACAUGCUUGACUCUUUCUGCAUAGAGAAAACCUGCAGAUAAAUUAGUUACUGUUCCAAACAAGACGUCCAUGAGUUUGUCCGACUCUGUUAGUAAAAUAAGAUAGAUUUCCCACAAAACCAGCUGGACCUUGAAGUAGCCUGCUAAAUGUUGACUUGAUUAUCUUAUCUUAAUUGUUAUUUUCAGAUUAACAGUAAUGACGUGUUCAUGAUUUUCAGUAUUAAACAUAUUUUUCUUUUUAUUAUUUAAAGGUUCAUAGUUCAGGGAGAUGUUCAGAUUGGAUCUCAUGUCUGGAGUCGGGGGACUAUUAGGAACUAUUUCUUGACGGUUUAUCCUUCCACCGCGGCUCCAACUCAACUAACAUGAGAUCCAAAAAAGGUUAAUACUAUGAACUAUUCCUUAAGCCUUUAAUGAUCUCUGGAUUCAUAUAUUGGGUUAUCAGGCUUCUAAACAUUUAACCUGGUAGUUCAUGAUGAUGAUCCUCUUGAUCUGACUGCCAGAAGUUUCAGAGAAUAAAGCUUUUAAAUUUGUUCCUCCAGUCCAGCUCAGCUGAGACCUUGUAGAUAGUAUUUAAUAAUUGUUAUUUAACUUGAGUGUUAUUCCCUCUCUGUCAUUCCUCCUCUUCAUCUUGACAAAUCUUAAAGACUGAACCACCUCUUCUUGUUUUUAAAGCACUUGAAACCGUUUAGCAAAACACUAAGAAUCAUUUCAUGACCCACAUAGAAUAUGAACACUUUGUUGAGAUGAUGUCCGUGUUUCCGUUUUAAAGCCAAAAUCCGUGAAUCGGAUGAAUGAAAGGUUCAUUCCAAACAUCGACCUCAUCACAUCGUUGUUUUCCUGAAUCCUAUUUUCUUAAUUUAAUCAUCAUUCCAUCCACAACAACAUCACCACUGUGUGCUUUUUGUUUUUGUACAGUUUAGUUUUUUACAGCCUCAUCCACACAUAGGGCAUGUGUAUGAAAUAUAUACAUAUAUAAAUAUAAAUUUUCUAGACCUUUUUGUAGCUGGAAGAACUAGAACUUGGGUGGUAGACCAGAUUCAGCUCACUGGAUGUAAAGGAAUGCUUUCGUGAUUUGUGGAUAUGUCUAAUAAAUUCCUUUUUUAUAUAUAUAUUUGUAAAUUUAAUCUUACAUGAGCACUGCGAUUCCACCCCCUGCUGGCAAAGAAUGUUUAUAAUCUGGAUCUUUUUCUUUUCCUUUCUUUUUUUGUCUUCUGUUGCAUUUUAAAGUUAUUUUCGUUAAUUUAUUUUUCAAUACAAUAUUAAACCAAACUCCUACAACACA
Messenger RNA from Sebastes umbrosus (honeycomb rockfish), 4447 nucleotides. Its product is annotated as atlastin-2-like. Gene Ontology annotation, molecular function: GTPase activity; GTP binding. The transcript is spliced from 14 exons. Lineage: Eukaryota; Metazoa; Chordata; Actinopteri; Perciformes; Sebastidae. The record is from RefSeq and is a predicted model, not a curated record. Gene Ontology annotation, biological process: protein homooligomerization; endoplasmic reticulum organization. Bases 87 to 1823 code for a protein of 578 amino acids.